AUGGCCAUGGCGGGCAACCUCGUCUCCCAGGGCCACGCCCACGACGAACGCACCCGGAUCGUCAUGUACGUCUUCUUCAGCCUGGCCCUCUACAACGCGGGCGAGCUGAUGUGCCACAUCGCCGUCACCUUCAAGCACUACCGCGGCCUCUACUGCUGGAGCUUCGUCGUCUCGACCGUGGGCAUCGCCCUGGGCGCCGUGGGAUACCUGCUGCGCACCGUUGGCGGCUCGCUGUCGACGUACGUCUACACGGCGCUGGGCAUCUUUGGCUGGGCCGCCAUGGUCACGGGCCAGUCGCUCGUGCUGUACUCGCGGCUGCACAUUGUCCUGCCUAGGGCGACGCUGGUCCGGGCAGUGCUCAUCAUGAUCAUUGUCAACGCAAUCUGGCUGCUGGUGCCCCUUACGGUGCUCAUCUUUCUCUGCAACACGCCGAGGGCGGAGCAGUACGAGCAGGCGUACUUUGUCUUUGAAAAGAUUGAAUUGACAGUCUUUUUCGUGCAAGAAGUCAUUAUUUCGGUGCUGUAUAUCCGCGAGACGUACAAUAUCCUGCGCAGUUACAGGGGACUUGUGACUGGCUCAUAUCGAACCACCAUGGUGCAUCUGAUACUCGUCAACCUCGUCAUCAUCGCUCUGGAUAUUAGCAUCUUGGUCCUCCAAUUUACCGACAACUACGAUCUCCAAACCGCAUGGAAGCCUCUAGUGUACAGCAUAAAGCUGAAGAUGGAGUUUAGCGUGCUGAACCGCCUCGUCGAGCUAUCCCAGUACAUGCGGCGCAACAGGGGCCUCGCACUCAUUGACACGCAGACGGUCGACCCAGCCGCUGCCCUGCCGCUGGGCGUAGUGCACACGGAAGAUGGCAGCAUCAUUGCGAGGAGGAGAGGCACUGUCGACGAGUCCAACUUUUCGGCGGCUACAUCAAUUGCUCCUCCUAAGACGCCUAGAAAUAAUACUCAGCAUGAGAUGUCGGUCGCGGUAUCAGGGCUACAAGUAUGA
Molecule: messenger RNA, 993 nt
Organism: Trichoderma gamsii
Lineage: Eukaryota; Fungi; Ascomycota; Sordariomycetes; Hypocreales; Hypocreaceae
Product: integral membrane protein
Exons: 1
Coding region: 1-993 (330 amino acids)
Source: RefSeq, a predicted model, not a curated record